GGUUUGAAAUUGUGCCGCGCGCUCAUGUGGGAAUUAUAAAAUAGCACAUGCCAAUCAUGUAAAAACUGUUCAUCAACAAGGCACGAGCCGGUAGGUUAUUUACCUGCCCUUCGUUUCGGCUAGUUAACUUGAAAUAGCUUAGUCGUGUAACGUUAGUGCAAUGCUUUAGCCAAGACAAACUCACACUAUCCUUUACGUCUUCUUCAUUUUCCUUGACGUCUUCGAUAAUCCUCUUUUUAUCAACUGGAGUGAAGAAAUUUCUUAUGCUUUUCUGUCCAAUCAUUAUGCCCGAGCUUGCAGUGUUUUACGUUAACUUUGAGGAAUGUAUGAGAGAAAGAUAACUUCUCUGCGCCAACUCCGUGCUGCCAGGCUUUGUGUUUUGCAGGCGCUGAGAUGGACCAUUUUGUGACUGCAAGGAGGAAAAGGCAUGAGGGAGCGCUUGAUCAGGCUCCUCACAGCAAGAAGAGCAGAGAAGCUCCUGAAGAAGACCUAGGGGAGGAUUAUGGAGAAGAGGAAGAAAACAGCUCCUUGCUAAAGGAGUUCUCUCAGCCAAUACCAUGGCGGAAAAUAGAAGCAGAGGGCCUGGACUGUGACUACUGCCUAUUGAUCGAGACAGAGGAAGCAAAUAAGCUGUUCAAUGCAUUGGAGAGUGAGAUUGAGUACUUCACAGGUGACCAGGCCAAAGUGCAGGUGUUUGGAAAGUCCUACAAUGUUCCACGGAAGCAAGCGACCUACGGCGAUGAGGGGCUCAUGUACUCUUUCUCUGGGGUGCAUCUGCUUGCUCGACCCUGGACCCCAACGCUGGAGAACAUAAGGGAUGCCGUCACCAAGGCAACUGGGCACACUUUCAACUUUGUGUUAGUCAACAGGUACAAAGAUGGUCUUGACCACAUGGGGGAGCACCGUGACGAUGAGCGAGAGCUAGACCCCAGCUGUCCCAUUGCAUCAGUGUCUUUAGGAGCAGCGCGGGAUUUCGUGUUCCGACACCGCAACAGUCGCGGGGGUGCUAGGAGAGGCGGACCACCGCCAGUCAAGCUAGAACUGGUUCACGGUAGCCUGCUGCUCAUGAAUGCCCCCACCAACACAAACUGGUACCACAGCCUGCCGGUGCGCAAGAAGUGCCAGAUGCCCCGCAUCAACCUCACCUUCAGGCGCAUACUCAAGAAGCUGAAAUGACCAAAGCACCCCAGGCAAGGAACUCUGACAUAUGCCCUAUCAUAACAGGUCUCUCAUUCCCCAACUCUCCUUUACAGGCCUACACUAAUGCAGACUUGAGGACAAGCUCUCAGCCUCACCUGCACUCAUUCAUGGGAAAUAGGAACAACAAACUAUGUGUCUUAAAGAUGUUAAGUUGCGCUUGUUUGUGUCAUUAUGUGUAAAUGUCUUUCUGCAGCAACAAAUAUACAACAAAUAUUCCUUAGUAUAAUUAACACAUUAAAACAUGUUUACAAGGAAAAGUACUUUUAUUUGUUUUUUUUUUAUAAAACCAAUAAGUACAUAUGGAAUAAAUAAGUGAAACGCAACCAUAACCUCUGUACAAGACUUUACUAAUGCAGAGUGAAAAACAAUAAACCAGAAAACUA
Sardina pilchardus (European sardine) is the source of this 1583-nucleotide messenger RNA. It is a transcript of the gene alkbh2, whose product is annotated as alkB homolog 2, alpha-ketoglutarate dependent dioxygenase. Bases 394 to 1176 code for a protein of 260 amino acids. The transcript is spliced from 4 exons. Gene Ontology annotation, biological process: DNA repair; DNA alkylation repair. Gene Ontology annotation, molecular function: ferrous iron binding; cytosine C-5 DNA demethylase activity. The record is from RefSeq and is a predicted model, not a curated record. NCBI's taxonomy places the organism in Eukaryota, Metazoa, Chordata, Actinopteri, Clupeiformes, Clupeidae.